AUGGCUUCUAACAACACCGGUCGAGUGCAUGAAGGCAAGGUUGCGAUUGUAACAGGUUCAGCACGAAGCAUUGGUGCUGGUAUUGCUAGAAACCUCGCAUCUAAGGGUGCCAACAUCUUAAUCAGCUAUCUAACCGAAGGUUCUGACAGCUCUGCUGCUGAGCUCGCAGAAGAGCUUACUAAGAACCAUGGAGUUGUUGCCGUACCAUGUCGAUCUGACAUUUCUACACCUGAAGGCUGCGCAGCCAUCAUUGAGGCAUGUAACUCAAAGAUGCCUCCAAAUGCCAAAACCAACAAGCUACAAAUUGAUAUCCUGAUCAACUGUGCUGCUAUUAUGAUUGGCAUUGGUCCUCUUGAAUCAGUUACGCACGCGGAUUUUAUCAAGUCGUAUGAGACCAAUGUGCUAGCUCCUAUCUUGCUUACAGGAGCAUGCAAACCAUACCUACCAACAGAUCGAUCCGGAAGAAUUGUGAACGUCUCAAGUAUCGGACAAAAGGUCGGCACUCCAUACUUGACGCUUUACAAUGGAACGAAGGGUGCACUUGAGGCUAUGACAAGAACUUGGUCAAGAGAAUUGGCUGAAAAUGCCACCGUCAACACUAUCAACCCUGGUUCGGUACUCACAGAUAUGUUCCGUCAAUGUAGCGACGAUGUGCUUGCAGCUCAAGCACAAUGGAGUCCGUUGAUCCCAUUGUCAGGUGUACGUGAGUGGGAUACCGAAGAGGUCAAGGCAGUUGGCAAGAAAUGGGGUGGUCGUCCAGCAUAUGUCGAAGAAAUUGCUAGCGUUGUUGGUAUGGUUUGUAGCCCAGAGAGUGCAUGGAUGACCGGUAGUGUUGUCAGCGCCAACGGCGGUCAAUGUUUUAGCACUUAA
This is a messenger RNA of Botrytis fragariae, 870 nucleotides long. RefSeq names its product putative short chain dehydrogenase protein. The coding region runs from base 1 to 870 and encodes 289 amino acids. The transcript has 2 exons. The record is from RefSeq and is a predicted model, not a curated record. NCBI's taxonomy places the organism in Eukaryota, Fungi, Ascomycota, Leotiomycetes, Helotiales, Sclerotiniaceae. Gene Ontology annotation, molecular function: oxidoreductase activity.